AUGCAGGCUUACUUGCUGAGUUGUGCUAUGCAGAAGGAGGGACACUACAAACAAACACCACUGGCAUGUGUGGGGAGCACUCAUAGUGGAUGGACCACACUUGGAUGCCACAGCCCUAGGUGGGGUGAACCUUCUAUGUUGAAGUCACUCAAGCUCCCGGGUACUCCACGAGGGCCCAGCCCCAGGUGGGCUGUGCGUCUCAUGUACUUCCCAGGCUCAAGCUACUCAAACUCUCUCCUCAAGGGCACAGUCCCAGGUGAGCUGUGCAUCUUAUGCACUUCCCAUGUCCAAGCCACUCAAGCUCCCAGGUGUGCCACAAGCACACAGUCAGUCCCAUGUGGGCCAUGCAUCUCCUCAGGGGAGCUGCCUCAGGCUGUGACACUUCUGGCAGAUAUGAACCACUCAGGAUCCCAGGAAGACAUGGUUAGCAACUGGCACCCUGCUCACAGCUUGCCAAGAGAUGUGGUCUCUGGGUUGAUAUUGCAGCAGCCCCUUACCUUCCCCCUCUUUUGA
Molecule: messenger RNA, 513 nt
Organism: Rangifer tarandus platyrhynchus (Svalbard reindeer)
Lineage: Eukaryota; Metazoa; Chordata; Mammalia; Artiodactyla; Cervidae
Source: the annotation of a GenBank genome assembly